Lodderomyces oxycetoniae is the source of this 2424-nucleotide messenger RNA. It is a transcript of the gene HOS3, whose product is annotated as histone deacetylase. The transcript has a single exon. The record is from RefSeq and is a predicted model, not a curated record. Gene Ontology annotation, molecular function: histone deacetylase activity. Bases 1 to 2424 code for a protein of 807 amino acids. Gene Ontology annotation, cellular component: nucleus. NCBI's taxonomy places the organism in Eukaryota, Fungi, Ascomycota, Pichiomycetes, Serinales, Debaryomycetaceae.
AUGUCGGUAUCUAGGCAUGAAAAUGAUAGCGAGGAGUCGCUUAUUGAAGCUUUUGAAACGACGUUGAGUAUAAGACCCAGCACGACGGAUUAUUAUGAUGAGAUAAACGAUAUAUCAAUAGAUCAUACAGUAUUACCCGAUACUACGAUAAAUGAUACACGAGAUCUUUCUAGCACGGUGGGUAUCGAAGAGCUUGAAGAGAAUGAACGGAUAUCAGAGCAAAUUCCCAAGUUCAAGACCAAGAGGAGGUAUAGCUUGUUGCCACGAAUAACCGAAUUUAAAAAGAUUGGAUCACCAGGGCUAGAAGAGUAUUACAUUCAGCAGAAAUUAGAUCCCAAAUAUGACGAGAUUUUGAGACCAAGUUUGUUAAUUGAUGAAAAAUUGAUCAAGUACCACCAUACAUUUAGUGACUUUAUCUCUUCAAACCCACAUAUAAGUAGAGAAUCGCCACGAUUUCAGUUUGAUUCAGAAAAGACUUUGGUUAUAUUGUCACCAUAUAGUUCCGAACAUUCUUUUGGAAGGAAAUGGGUAACAAAGACAUACCUCUCUACCAUAUUUGAACGGCCCCAACGAUUAUUGGCUACUUGUAUUGGUGUUGCUUCUGCAAUAACAAUGUAUCCGUUUUAUUACAAGCUCAUCAACUCAACAAAGAGGUCAUCAAUAUUCUCUUCACAUGUGAGGAAAAUCCAUGGUAGAAAUUGGCCAAAAAAAUUGUUUGAAUUGUGUUUGGAGAGCCACGAGAAAUUGAACAAUGACGAAUUGGAGGUUCCACAGGAUUGGAAUACUGGUGAUAUUUAUUUAACUCCAAAAACGAUAAAUGCUAUUGAAGGUGUUAUUGGUACUAUCGAAACAGCAGUAGAUGCUCUUUUUAAGGUGACUCCAAUAACAGGAACAACAAGUACAACAGGAAUAGCGGAAACGGUGCAAGCACCGGCUCCAGCAUCAGGGAAAGCAGCAACAGCAACAGCAUCAUCAACUUCAUCAACUUCAUCAUCAUCAUCAACAAAAACAACAACAACAACAACAACGGCAGCAACAACAGCAACAACAGCAACAACAUCUACCAGCUCGAAUGGUUCGUUAUCAAGCAAUUAUAAUGAAAACAAUACUACUUCUCACAGAAGAAAGAACCAUAAUUUGGCAUUUGUGGUUAUUCGUCCCCCAGGACACCACAGUCAUGCUUGUUUACCUAGUGGAUUUUGUUUAUUGAACAAUGUUCAAAUUGGAAUUGAAUAUGCAUUUGAGAAAUAUGGAGUUACUCAUUGUGCUAUAUUGGAUAUCGAUUUGCACCAUGGAGACGGUUCUCAGGAUAUCUGUUGGGAAAGAGCAGGCUUUACUGGUGAUUAUGGACAACAAGAGGAAGACGAGAUUAUUGAUCCAAAACUAAAUCCAAGAGAUGACUAUGGCAAAAGAUUUGCAACUUAUCCCAAAGUUGGCUAUUUUUCACUACAUGAUAUCAAGUCAUAUCCCACGGAGCUUGGAUUUGCUACCAAAGAAAAUAUCCGCAAUGCAUCUACAUGUAUAAUGGACCAUGAUUUGAAUAUAUGGAAUGUUCAUUUACAAGCAUGGAAUAAUGAAGACGAAUUUUAUAAACAUUACCAAACCAAGUACGUUGCAAUUUUGAAUCGAGCAAAUCAGUUUUUGAAUAAUUGCAAAAAGCAGUAUGAAGAAGAGAAUCAAGAAUAUUUGGCACAACUAGCCAAGUACAACAAGAUGAUUUCAACAAAGCCUCAUUUAUCAGCAGAACUAGAGAAGCCAACACCACCACCUUGUUAUAAGCCAUUAAUUAUUAUCUCUGCUGGUUUUGAUGCAUCGGAAUAUGAAAACCCCCAAAUGCAAAGACACGGUAUAAAUGUCCCUACAUCUUUUUACUCUACAUUCACUCAAGAUGUAGUCAAACUAGCCAAACUUCAAACUAAUGGGAAAGUGAUAUCGUUUCUUGAAGGUGGAUAUAGUGAUGGUGCAUUAACCACGGGAGUGUUUUCUCAUUUGAUUGGAUUAACCAACGAUGAUGGUUUGUUAUGGAAUCAUACAUGGGGGUCAGAGCAAGUAGUCAAGGAAUUAAUCAAAGGUUGUAAGAAAAACUGGACACCUUACAAGAAUCCCAAGACUGAUAUCACAAUAUGGGCCAACGAGGUGAUUAAAUUAGGAAGAUCAAUGAUGCCAAAUUGUAUAUUACCUGCAAACUAUAUAUACAAAGACCAAUCCCAAGAGAACAACAGAGAAGGAAUGGUAAGGACUCAAGAAAUAGAUAGAGAUGGUAAAUUUAGAGUAGUAAAUAAAAUGGUUAAGGAUAUUAUGGAUACCAAAGGUGGUAUAGGGAUACUUGAAAGUCCUAAACUGAGAAAGGACGAGGGCCUCAAUGAUAGAGCCGAUGGGCAUAGAGUUACGAGACACACUAGAUCUUAUUAUAAGAGAGUCUAA